Molecule: messenger RNA, 1276 nt
Organism: Micromonas pusilla CCMP1545
Lineage: Eukaryota; Viridiplantae; Chlorophyta; Mamiellophyceae; Mamiellales; Mamiellaceae
Exons: 1
Coding region: 14-1138 (374 amino acids)
Source: RefSeq, a predicted model, not a curated record
CCGCGACAUCACCAUGGGCGGCUUCGCGUCUAAACCGUCCGCGUACGACACCCCCGUGGACGUCCCUUCGAAGUACUUCAAAGACUUCGAAGCGACGCUCCCGUCCAUGCGCGGCAAGACGGUCGUAAUCACCGGAUGCACCACGGGAUGCGGAUUCGUCGCCGCGCGGACGAUGGCCCACGCGGGCGCGGACGUCUACCUCCUCAACCGGCCGUCCGAGCGCGCGGUCGAGGCUGAGAAAUCGAUCGCGAUGGAGGCCUUGAACGCCGUCUCCUCGCCCCCCGCGUCGCCGACGCGCUCGCCCGCGGCCGGCGGCGUCGGAUCCCCGUCCAAGCUCGUGCGAUCGCUGUCCCUGGGAAACGGCGGGGUCAUCACCUCCGUGGACUGCGACCUCGCGGACUUUGACUCCGUGCGCAGAGCGGCGAGCAUCGUCUCGCGGAAGUGCGCGGGCAGCGGCGUGGACGUCCUGUGCAACAACGCCGGCGUCAUGGCGCUCCCGGACGUCGCGACGAAGGACGGGUACGACGUGCAGAUGCAGACGAAUCAUCUCUCGCAUUUCCUCCUCACGCGAGAGCUCACGCCGGCGCUCGAGAAAGCCGCGGAGCUCAGAGGCGAGGCGCGCGUGGUGAACCACUCCUCCGGGGCGCGAAACAUCCCGCGGAAGGGUCUCGAGGCGAAGUACUUCGGCGAGAACGGCGGCGACAUCGGCGGCGACGGCGCGUCGAUGCUCUUCAUGGGCGCUCGGUGGGUUCGAUAUGGGCAGACUAAACUCGCCAACGCGGCGUUCACGGUGGAGCUGGAUCGUCGCUUGCGCGCGAAGGGAAGCAAGGUGAAAGCGGUCGUCGCGACCCCGGGUUUCGCGGCUACGAACCUCCAAGUCACGACGGCCAAGAGCGGCGGGUUCCACGACGCGUGGAUCUUCAAGCGGAUGGCGCAGAGCGCCGAGGACGGGUCGAUCCCGCUCCUGACGUGCAUGGCGUCGCCGGGGGUGGAGAGCGGGGAUCUGUACGAGCCGGCGAAGAUGCGCUUGUACGGACCCGCGAAGAAGUUCGCGUUGGAGAAGACGAGCGUGGACGAGAGCGCGGGGGCGAUGUUGUGGGAGGAGAGCGAAAAGGCGGUGGGGGCUUUCGAGGUGUAAUCAUAGUAAAGGGACGCGCCGUCGGCAGACGAAAGAAGAAAUGGAACGCGAAAGGAAAGGAUGGGAGAACUGCACACGCCAUAGUGUACUCGUACCCAGAGUUGUGCUACAUAACGAAACAAAAGAAUACUGUACGUG